AUCGAUUUAUAGGAGGUAAUAGUCAGGUUAUACGAGACACCGUUUGUUUAUCCAACAUCCAUGCUUGGACAUGGUCAAAAAGAAAAAUCAGAGCGAAACUCAGGAAGGAGAGGAACCAGGUACAAGCGGUGACGCAGAAGAAAUGGAAGAGAAGAAACGUCCUGUUUUUCGCAACCCAAAUUACCAACAUCAAACGAGCAUAGGCGGUAAGAAGAAGACUUGGAAAUCACUCAAGCAGAUCCUUGCCCAGGAGCGCAGCCUCCCCUGGCCACCGAACACUCCGUUAUAUUCAAACAUAGGUGCACCACCGUUGUUGAAACCGCCCAAAAAAUUCUCAGACAUCUCAGGCCUCGAGGCUAAGUACACUGACCCGCAAACGAAGCUUUUCUUCUCGAACGCAGAGGAGUUUGCCACGAUACGAUCCCUCCCGAGCGAUAUAAUAGCUGGCUAUUUGAAUCUCAGGGGUGCCAACAACCCGAUCGCCUGACGACGAAAACAAAAAUCUUCUAAUAAUUGUAAAAAAACCAAAAUUCUUUUGUUUAUAUUUA
Messenger RNA from Cimex lectularius (bed bug), 548 nucleotides. RefSeq names its product INO80 complex subunit C. The record is from RefSeq and is a predicted model, not a curated record. The transcript is spliced from 5 exons. Gene Ontology annotation, biological process: chromatin remodeling. Bases 71 to 487 code for a protein of 138 amino acids. Lineage: Eukaryota; Metazoa; Arthropoda; Insecta; Hemiptera; Cimicidae. Gene Ontology annotation, cellular component: Ino80 complex.